Ahaetulla prasina is the source of this 924-nucleotide messenger RNA. RefSeq names its product Rho guanine nucleotide exchange factor 19 (gene ARHGEF19). Gene Ontology annotation, molecular function: guanyl-nucleotide exchange factor activity. The coding region runs from base 1 to 924 and encodes 307 amino acids. The transcript is spliced from 7 exons. Gene Ontology annotation, cellular component: nucleus; cytoplasm. The record is from RefSeq and is a predicted model, not a curated record. Gene Ontology annotation, biological process: activation of GTPase activity. Lineage: Eukaryota; Metazoa; Chordata; Lepidosauria; Squamata; Colubridae.
AUGGCUUACCAGAAACCGGCCCCUCACACUCCCAGAGAGAGCCUGCCUGAGAUCAAGGCACGACCAUGGCUACACCCGGGCAGCAGAACACUCUGGAGAAGCUCUGGAAAAGGGGCGAAGGAAGGUGACCAUCAGCAGAGAGAAUCAAAAUACAAGCCCCUCUAUCAAAACCCUGUGAUGAACCGGCUGAAGGCGCCAGAGCAGCAGCCCCGGGCCCUCCCGGUGGGUGCUGGGCUUUCCACUGCCACCCUGCUCUCCUCGGCCCUGCUAGGUGCUGCCUCGCUUUCCACCCAGCGCGAUUACAGCUUCGCCUUCUGGCAAGAGAUCCCGGAGGUGAAAAGCAGAGGGCUGCUGGACGGCCUCCCGUCGCAGCAGCGCCGCCUACAGGAGGCCAUGUUUGAGGUGAUCACUUCCGAGGCCUCCUACCUGCGCAGCCUCCGGGUGGCUGUCUUCCACUUCCAGCUGUCUCCCGCCUUGCGUGGGGCUGUCAUGGGGGCCCAACUGGAGCAGCUCUUUUCCAAUCUCUCGCAAGUCAAGGACACCAGUGAGAGGUUUCUGCUGCAGCUGGAGGAUCAUCUGGAUCAGGACGUCUUCUUGCCGGGUCUCGGGGAAGUGGUCCUGAAAAACUGCCCUGCUUUCCACCGGGCUUACGUUCCCUACGUCACCAACCAGAUGUAUCAGGAGCAGCUCAUGCAACGGCUGAUGAAGGGGAGCAGCCGCUUCCUGCAGGUCCUGCGCACGCUGGAGGAGCAUCCCAUCUGCCAGAGGCAGCCCUUGAAAGCCUUCCUGGUGUUGCCUUUCCAGAGGAUCACACGGCUCAAAAUCCUACUGCAGCAGCCUUCAGGAAAACCUUGCUGCCCACAGAAGAAUUUCCUGAAGGUCUCUGAUAACGAAAAGGAGGCCGGGAACAACGCACACAAGUGA